Sus scrofa (pig) is the source of this 1331-nucleotide messenger RNA. It is a transcript of the gene MYF6, whose product is annotated as myogenic factor 6. Gene Ontology annotation, biological process: positive regulation of skeletal muscle fiber development; positive regulation of myoblast differentiation; skeletal muscle cell differentiation. The record is from RefSeq and is marked validated. Lineage: Eukaryota; Metazoa; Chordata; Mammalia; Artiodactyla; Suidae. Gene Ontology annotation, molecular function: protein dimerization activity; RNA polymerase II cis-regulatory region sequence-specific DNA binding; DNA-binding transcription factor activity, RNA polymerase II-specific.
ACUAAUUAAAUGCCAUCUGGGUGGCUCCUCUGGGUUUUUGAGCCCAUCACCCAGUUCAGACCGAGUCAGAGGCCAAGGAGGAGAACAUGAUGAUGGACCUUUUUGAAACUGGCUCCUAUUUCUUCUAUUUGGACGGGGAAAAUGUUACCCUGCAGCCCCUAGAAGUGGCAGAAGGCUCUCCUUUGUAUCCAGGGAGUGAUGGUACCCUGUCCCCCUGCCAGGACCAAAUGCCCCCGGAAGCUGGGAGCGACAGCAGUGGAGAGGAACAUGUCCUGGCGCCCCCAGGCCUGCAGCCUCCCCACUGCCCCGGCCAAUGUCUGAUCUGGGCUUGCAAGACCUGCAAGAGAAAAUCUGCCCCAACCGACCGCAGGAAGGCCGCCACUCUGCGCGAGAGGAGGAGGCUGAAGAAAAUCAACGAGGCCUUCGAGGCACUGAAGCGGCGGACUGUGGCCAACCCCAACCAAAGGCUGCCCAAGGUGGAGAUCCUGCGGAGCGCCAUCAACUACAUCGAGAGGUUGCAGGACCUGCUGCACCGGCUGGAUCAGCAGGACAAAAUGCAGGAGCUAGGCGUGGACCCCUUCAGCUACAGACCCAAGCAAGAGAAUCUUGAGGGUGCGGAUUUCCUGCGCACCUGCAGCUCCCAGUGGCCAAGUGUUUCGGAUCAUUCCAGGGGGCUCGUGAUGACUGCCAAGGAAGGAGGGACAAACAUUGAUUCGUCAGCCUCGAGCAGCCUUCGGUGCCUUUCUUCCAUCGUGGACAGCAUUUCCUCGGAGGAACACACGCUCCCCUGCGUCGAGGAAGUGGGGGAGAAAUAACUCGCGGCCGGAGACGGUCUCCACGCAGCAGCAAAAGCCCACCCUCCUCCUCCUCCUCCUCCGCCUAAUCCUGUAGAUGAGGUCACGUUACGUGAAUAUUUAGGAACCCUGACUCAGGAGCUCACGAAAGGGAAGGGGACAUCUUCGCAAAGAAACUUCUCGGAAGCUGUUGCGCACGCUCGGAGGAGAAGCCUCGCAGCCUUGGGCUUUUCUUCGGCGAACUGCGAGUGGCUUAGAUCUACAGCAGCCUUGGUUUUUGCUGGGUGGGCUCUGUAACAUAUUUACGUUUCCUAUGGUGAUCCUUUUGUGCCCUGUGCAAAAGAAGUUCAUUCCUGUCUAAAGCAAAGUGGGAACGUCGCAACUGUUAGUGGGAUUGAAUGUAUUUUUGUAAAUAAUCUUAGUACUUUCAUUUUUUUAUGUCAACCUAAGAAAUAUAUUUUAAACGUGGAGUGACGUAUUGUAUACAUAGCGUGCAAGGAUCCUGGUAUUGUUAUAUUAAAAAGAUAAGUUUCUAUA